Molecule: messenger RNA, 974 nt
Organism: Balearica regulorum gibbericeps (East African grey crowned-crane)
Lineage: Eukaryota; Metazoa; Chordata; Aves; Gruiformes; Gruidae
Source: RefSeq, a predicted model, not a curated record
AUGAUUCUCACGUUAAAGGCUAUGGGGCUUCAGAGAUGUGUUUUCCUAGGGCCACCGAGGCUGCAAAACUACUUGAAGGCGAUUCGACUCUUUCCUGGGCCCCUAAAAAGGAUGGAUUUAGCUGUGCAGUUGCACACAGAGCCUGAGUACAAGGACGAGACGAUGACAGUCUGCCAAAUACCUCUGACAGGAAAGUCACUAGCUGCUGAAAAUAUGUCGCCUCAGAGUCCUGGAGCAUCAACCCAAGGUGGAAAUAGCCCUAAAGGGGACGCAGGGCCUGGAUCCCCAAGAUCUGCACAGCAAAGCUUGGAGGAGGGCAAGGAAAAAGAAAACUCAAAUAAAAGAGGUAAUGAACAGAAGUGUGCAAGCAGGCAUCCCGAUCUGGUGAUGGCUUUCCUUUGUAAAAUUCACCCAAAGAAGGGCAAAUUCCUGGCAGCUAAAGCGCAGGAGAUGGGUCUGCCAGUGGGAACUCCAGCCAUUCUUCCCAUAAUUACAGCUCUCAAAAAUGGAGAGCGAAUCACUUUUGAAGGCAGAGAGCUCUUUCCUGAAGAACUGUGCACCCCUACUGAUCCUGGCCCGGUGUUCAUUGUGCUGGAGUGUCCUCACGAGGGCUUUGUGGAUGCUGUCUGUGAAAACGAGACCUUCCGAAGGUACCAGGAAGGACUUCCUGAGAACCAGGUGGCCUUGGUUGUUCACAUGACUCCAGAGUCAGUGCUUCGAGACAGCCGUUACCAGCAAUGGCUGGAAAGAUUUGGACCUGGAACUCAGCACUUGGUGCUCAACGAGAACUCCUCUGCGGUGCACAACCCACGCAGCUACAAGAUCCAAACCCAGCUGAACCUCAUCCACCCAGAGAUCUUCCCUCUGCUUACCACCUACCAGAGCAAGGAAGAAGAGGCUGUGUGUAGCGUGCCCAUUGUGCGGGGAGAGUGCCUCCUGAAAUACAACUUCAGGCCCCAACAGGAGUGGCAGAG